AUGGCAAGGGACGCAUUUGACCCUGCACAAGACAUCCCGAACCUACAUGGCAAAGUCGUUCUUGUGACCGGGGCCAACGCUGGGAUCGGCAAAGCAACAAUCCGCGCCCUUGCCAGACACGGCCCGGCACGAAUCUACCUCUGCGCCCGUCGGCGCGAAGCGGCCGAGACCGCAGCUGCCGAGCUGAGAAGCGAAUGCCGGUUCGACAGAAUCCACAUUCUGGAUCUGGACCUGGCAUCUCUGGACAGCGUGAAGAAAUGCGCGGCCGAAUUCAACGAAAAGGAGAACAGCCUUGACCUCCUCUUUCUCAACGCCGGCGUGGCCAGCACAGCUCCCGCCCUGACGCGAGAAGGCUACGAGUUUCAGUUCGGGGUCAACCACCUGGGCCACGCGCUUCUCACACAGCUUCUCAUGCCCAAAAUGCUGCGGACGCGGCGCGACGACCCGAAAGCAGAUGUGCGCGUUAUCGCGACAGCCUCCAACGCCGCGUUUGCCCCCAUGCUCCCCAAGGGCGGCCUGGCCCUGAACGCUAUGCGUCGGCCGGAUGCGUUCAGUCCCAUCGGUCUGUACGCUCACUCCAAGCUGGCCAACGUCCUUUUCAUCCGCAAACUCUCCCAGAAGUACCCGGAGGUCCUGGCCACCGCUGUGCACCCCGGAGUGGUCAAGUCUGACAUCUGGGGUAAAGGGGCUGGCGGGUUGUUCAGUAUCCUGUAUAGGCCAAUUGUGUGGGCGACUUGGGUCGACAUCGAUCAGGGUGCAAAGUCUCAGCUGUGGUGUGCUUCGGCGCCGCUCGGUGGACCGAAGGGAGUGGAAUCCGGACAGUACUACCAGCCAGUUGGAAAGAUCAGGUUGCUCAAGGGCGCGGCCGCAGACCAGAAGCUCGCCGAUGAGCUCUGGGAGUGGACCAAUAAGGAACUCGCCAGUCACGGCGGCAAAGGUUGGCCUGCGGUGUGA
Exophiala spinifera is the source of this 954-nucleotide messenger RNA. RefSeq lists its product as uncharacterized. Bases 1 to 954 code for a protein of 317 amino acids. The record is from RefSeq and is a predicted model, not a curated record. The transcript has a single exon. Lineage: Eukaryota; Fungi; Ascomycota; Eurotiomycetes; Chaetothyriales; Herpotrichiellaceae.